CUAUUUCCACAAACCAUCACCCGUGCCCAGUUGGUCUCGCUUCAGCAGCUUCUGAUCUUCUCUUCUCUUCUCUUCUCUCCUCUCCUCUUCUCUCCUCUUCUCCGGACUAUAUAAAAGUGUCCUCUCCCGAACCCCACCAAGGUCCGUUGCGUGCUCUAGGCCCUGCAGAGGCUUUGAGCUCGUGGAGAGAAGAGCUCUGGAACUUUUGUCAAAGCAGGGCGUCACAGUACAUUAUGAUAUGCUAUUCAAAUCAAAUUUAGGGAGCUAGAGAUUGUAAGGUUUUAACCAUUAAGCAGGAUUUCAUGAGCUUUUCUCGAAUAUCUGGUGGCCGUAUAGGAUCCCUCGGAACUUUCUUCAUUUGGAAUCAGGGAACUUAAAGAAGCUGGAUCCUAGGAGUAUGGUGUCAUGGCGUGGGCUCGGGCUACUCGGCCUGCUUUUGUCCGUGAAUUUUUUCUCCUUUUCAUCUGCAGCACAUGAACAGAUUCACUUGGUGCAACUGAGUCCUACUCGUGCGGGGAAAGACGAUCCAGCGUACUCUCAUCGUGGCUACUUGGAAGCAGCAUUGGGCGGUAACGAUUCGGUGGACGGCUGUUUGAUUUACUGUUAUUACAAUGUUUUCGAUGGCUUCGCUGCCAAGCUCACACCCGAGCAAGUUUCCAAGCUUUCCCAAAUGCAGGGAGUUCUGUCUGUGGUCCCGAACACCUUCGUCAAAACUCAGACCACGCAUUCCUGGAGAUUUCUCGGCGUCGAAAGUCCCAAGAACCCUGAGACGGGCGCUCUGUGGGAGCGAGCUAACUACGGCCAAGACGUGAUCAUUGGCGUGAUCGACUCAGGCAUCUGGCCAGAAUCGGCCAGCUUCAGUGAUCAUGGCAUGGGCCCGGUCCCCGCCAGAUGGAAGGGUGAAUGCGUGGACGGAGACGUGUUCUCUAAAGAGUCGUGCAACAGGAAGCUGAUCGGAGCAAAGUUCUUCUUAGACGGCAAUCUUGGUGUGAGUGACUCGACCUGGGAGUUCGACUACAAAUCGGCCAGAGACGUGGAUGGCCAUGGAACUCACGUAGCUUCGACUGCAGCAGGGAACUUCGCCCCUGCUGAUUGGAACGGACUCGGGAACGGCACGGCCAAAGGUGGAGCUCCUCAUGCCAGAAUCGCAGCGUACAAAGUCUGCUGGGCGGGAGCAAUGUGCUCCACCGCCGAUGUGGCUGCGGGUAUAGAAGAGGCCCUGAAGGACGGGGUUGAUCUGAUCACCAUCUCUCUCGAUAAUGGGCUCGAUAAGCCCAUGUUCGAGGACUUGUUGGCCAUUUCCUCCUACCACGCCAUGCGGCAGGGCAUUUUCGUGAGCUUUUCUGCAGGAAACACCGGCCCCUCUGCCGGACGCGUGGUCCAUGGCGAGCCAUGGUCCAUGGCAGUAGCGGCUGGUACCACCGAUCGCUUCCUGGGCUCUGAUGUUCGUAUAGGACUACAGGGACGCGCAAAGCCCUCCAUCGCAAUGAGGGGAUCGAUAAUUACCCAGUUUCCCACCAUCACCGCUCCAUUUGCGAAGUUUACGAACACGUCGAAGUUCUGUCUGAACAACACUUUGGAUCCAUCAGAAGUGCAAGGGAAGAUAGUCUUCUGUUUAAGGGGUGACCUAUCGGAGGACUUGCAAGACAAGGCCGAAAUGGUGAUGGAUGCCGGUGGAGUAGGAAUGAUCGCUGGAAACGCAGACAAAUCGAUGGACUACCAACUUCGUUUCGACCUGGUGUACAACUUUCCUGCACUUCUCGUGAAGGCAGCUGACGCUUCUCGAAUCCAGGCUUUCUUAUCCAGCUGUGACGAAGGGCUUUGUAACUCAAGAGAUCCCGUGGCUACCAUCUAUUCUCCCAAGUCUUACUUGGGGUUGAAGCCUUCUCCAAUGGUGGCUGAUUUCUCAGCUAGAGGUCCCAACAUUUUGACACCAUCUAUCCUCAAGCCCGACAUUAUGGGGCCAGGAGUUGAUAUCUUGGGAGCGUUUUACAACCAGCCCUACGCCUUCCUUUCUGGGACAUCAAUGGCGACUCCACACAUUGCAGGAGUAGCUGCACUUAUCAAAGCGCUUCAUCCCAGAUGGAGCCCAGCAGCGAUCAAAUCAGCUAUUAUGACCUCAGCAAAGACAGUCGACAACACCAAGAAACCGAUCCAGGAUUGGGAUGGCACCACAGCUAGCGCCUUCGCCACGGGUUCUGGGAUGGUGAAUCCUCCGGCUGCUCUUGAACCGGGUCUAGUAUACGACGCGAGUGCUCGAGAUUACAACCUCUUUUUGUGCGCUCUCGGUUACAGCGAUCAGAACGUGGAGGUCAUCACUGGCGAGAAAGGCUUCUGCUCUGCGGAAAAGUAUUUCCCAUCUCUGAGCAACCUCAACUACCCUUCACUAUCAGUUGCCAAUCUGACGAUGAAAGCCACGACCAUCACUCGCAGGGUCACCAACGUCGGAAGAGCCAAGAGUUUGUACACCGUUUCUGUUCAAGCUCCCGAAGGUGUGAAGGUGAGCAUAUACCCUUCAAUUUUGCGGUACUCGAGAGCUUACGAGACGAAGACUUUCACAGUGAAACUCGAGAGGACGAAGCCGGCCGACUUUUCUCAAGAGACCUACGCCUUCGGAAGCUACACAUGGUCCGAUGGGUAUCACAAAGUGAGAAGCCCCAUCGUCGUUGGGACCCAGCCAUCGUAAUCAGAUUAAUUUACUUCAUGGAUCGGUGUCAACUGCACGAUCCUCUUCAGAGAAGAUAGCGCUGCAAAGCGACAGACAGGUUAGAUAGAUCGAUAGAUAGUCAGAAUUUCGACUUUGCAGAAUUAAAUGAGCAUGAGGUGCUGAGGUGGGGGCCAAAGGGUCCAAACAACUUUGCACUUCCAAGAUAGUGAACACUUCUUCUCGCUCGCCCGAUGAAGAUGACCAUUCUUUUCGCAGGACACGGUGACCAUUGUCCCGAGCCCUCGUGGACCAUGAAACUGCACUGGUUGAUAAUAAUCUCAAUCCCGAUCCGAUGAUAGCCACAACUUGCCCCCCUCAUGCAAGCUCACCUUGAACCCUGAACCCUCUAAUUUCUCACAGUACAUUCUGUACCUAGCCUCUAAUAUUACCUUGUAUCUUUCAUUUAAUUUUAUUUCUCUUUU
This is a messenger RNA of Marchantia polymorpha subsp. ruderalis, 3129 nucleotides long. The record is from the annotation of a GenBank genome assembly. Lineage: Eukaryota; Viridiplantae; Streptophyta; Marchantiopsida; Marchantiales; Marchantiaceae.